AUGAACGAUCUUGAAAGAUACAAUAGCGGCUCGAGCGAUGGGAAGAUCGAGGACUGCAAGGUUACACUUCCAAAAAUAAGCGAAUCAGCAACUGAAGAGUCAACAUUCUUGAGUACCGAAGCCUCUUCAUUUCAUUUAACUAGAAUAGCCGAGGGUGGAUCGAUCAAGGAGUCACACGAAAAUAAGAAAGGCGGCAAGUUACGAGUUCCUCCAAGGAAAUUCACGAGCAAUCUCUACCACCGAUCCGAGGAAGCCGAGCUGAAACUCCUGUACGAGCAUUCUGUAGACGCAGAGAACUGCUCCUUAAUUCUGCUAACGGGUAGGACUGGUACCGGAAAGACGCAUUUGGCUCAAACGCUCGAGUCCGCUGUGCAGAAGAGAUCCGGAUUCUUUUUGAAGGUCAAGUUUGAUCAGCGUAUGCACCCUAUCCCUUACGCAGCACUUAUUUCAGCCGUUACUCAGUUUGUGCACAUUGUCGUGGAAGAAGGGGAAACAGCCACAUUGCAAGUUCGCGAGGCUGUCGGCAAUCACGUCGGUGAUGGAAUCGAGGCACUGACCAGCAUUAUCCCGGAAUUGGAAGUGUUGCUUGGAAAGUCCCGGACAGCACACCUCCCUAUGAAAGCCGCAGCUGUUGGAACUCAGCGUUUUGUUUUUACAUUCCACCUGUUCCUUCAGGCUAUCUGUACGCUGAAGCGACCAAUUGUGGUAUUGCUUGACAAUUUUCAUUACGCGGACCCUUGUACUCUCGAUAUACUGAGCUUUGUAGUUGCCGACGGCGGCCAGCAAGGCCUUGUUCUUCUCGUGACGUGUGAUGUGACCGAAGUCGGCACUGAUAGCUACUUGGCUGUUAAGCUCCGAGAUAUUGAAAGACAGACGCAAGCUCAAAUUCACACUUUAAACAUUGACCAUCUUGACCUUGAUUCUACUGAAGAAUUUCUUGCUGGUUCGCUGGAAGCUGAGAAAGGCUAUAUUCACUCUUUGGGAACAAUUGUUUUUCAGGAAACUGGAGGAAACUUUCUAUUCAUGAUGGAAUUUCUCCGGCGGCUUUCUGCUUCGGACCUGCUAUACUUCGACCAUGACAUUGAACAGUGGAAAUGGGACGUAUCGGAUAUUCGGACCAUGAGUGAGUCUAAGACCGUGCAUGAAUUUCUAGCGGAAGUACUCGAGCAAGUCUCCCGUGAUCACAAAGACGUCCUGAAGGUUGCGUCCUGUCUGGGGUCACAAAUCGACGAAUCUCUUAUAGAAAUGGUACUGGGCUUUCCUGUUCUACACUAUUUGGAGGAGUCCCUGAGGUGUGGAUUAUUGCAUUUCGACAAAAUCUGUGCUUGCCUCACUUUCGCAAACGACGUGACUGAACAGGCGGUAUAUAGCCUCAUUCCUCAAACAGAAAGGCCGCUUUUUCACUUGGAAAUUGGAAGGAGAUUAUGGAGAAGGCUUAGUGAUGACUGUUUCGAUAAGAAACUGUUCAUUGUACUAUCGCAGAUGAGGAUGGGACAAAACCUUAUCACAAGAAACAGCGAACGAACAAAAGUUGCUUGGCUCUGCCUCCAUGCAGGAAGAAGAGCGGCUAUGGCAUCGGCCUUUCAAACUUCUCGCGUGUAUUUGGUAUUCGGAAUCGAGCUUUUAGAAAAUACAAGCUGGCGGGAAAACUAUGACCUUACACUGGCGCUGCACAAUUCUAUUGCUGAAGUUGAUAUGUGUCUAGCUCUGUUUGAGUCAAUGGAUACGUGCUUGGCAGCAAUCUUGAGCAAUGCUCGGACCUUUUCUGAUAAACUUAGCGCUUAUAGGACAAAAAUCCAUGCCUUCGGAAUCCGAGAGCAUCAAAUUCGUGCCAUUGGUCUAGGCAUGGAAGUACUCCAGGGACUAGGAGAGAAAUUUCCGAAGCGUCAUCUUGCCUUUCAUCUUCGGAACGAAUUGAAAGGGCUCAGAGCGGCGCUUAAGGGCAAGAGCGACGAGCAGCUCCUGCGGCUACCAAUAAUUGGGAAUCCGGAGAAAUUGGCAGCAAUUCAGAUUCUCCAUACUUUGAUGAUGUCUUGUAUGCUUGCGAAGCCUGAGUAUCUUCCGUUUGUCAUUCUCCGGAUGCUCAAACUUACUUUGAUUUACGGGUUGAGCCCAUUGGCUGCCACAGCAUUUGCGGCGUAUGGUAUGCUUUGCAUCCCUUCGGAAUGUCAAGGCGAUGUGGAUGUGGCUUUUCGUUUUGGCGACCUUGGUCUAUUGCUAUUGAAACGCUUCAAGGCCAUUGAAUUUUGUCCACGUGUAUAUGCACUGUAUUUUGGUUGUAUAUAUUGUUGGAAGAAGCCACUUAAAGAUGCCAUGGAUCCUUUACUUCAUGGUCAUCGUAUUGGAAUGCACACUGGCGAUGAUGAAUUUGCCAGUGUAUGCGCAAGUAUAUACUGUAUUCAUGCAUUUGAGGUUGGCGUAUCAUUGCAUAGCAUGCGGCGAGUAUGGGAAGGUAUCUACGAGUGGAUGCUGUCGAAGAGACAAAGUUCACUCCUUUCAAUUUCACUUCCUUGGCUGCAAGCCUUGCAUCACUUUAUGGGACUGUCGGACGAUCCUUUAUCCUCUAAGGGAAAUUUGAUUGAUUACGAUGAUGCAGUUUUUCGUGCCGAGGCGAUCGGUGCAACAGUGUAUGUUGUAGGAAUUCGCUUCACUCAGAUGAUCUUAGCUUACAUUUUUAACGACUACGAAAAAGCCGCCACCAUUUCGCUGGGAUUACAAGACAUUUCUCUGAUUCCGCCAACCAUCGAGCGAAUGGUCGGAGUGUUUUAUCUUGCUUUAACUUCGCUCGCAAUGGUAAAACGGAAAACGCUUGUCCGACAGAAUCUAAAGGUUGCCAAACGGUCAAUAUCCACCCUUAAGAAAUGGGCAGACCAUUCGCCGUACAACUGUUUGGAGAAACUAUUGCUCGUUCAAGCGGAGUUAGCAUCAGCUCAGAAUCAAAACUCAAGGGCCAGUACUAAGUACAUCCUUGCGAUUGCCAUGUCUAAGGAGUCCAAUCUUUUGAUGAACCAGGCUUUAUCCAACGAGAGAGCAGCGAGGCACUUUCAGGACAUGGGAGAUACUGAUGCGGCAAAACCUUUUUUCGUUGAAGCAUUGCGUUGUUAUGAAGAGUGGGGCGGCAACGCCAAAGUUGUCCGCCUGUUCGCCGAAGUCUCACAAAUCUAUGGAAGUGAGCAAGCUUAAAUGAGGCGCCUUUCUCUCGGCCUUUUCAGAUCACCGAACAUGGUUAUCUCAACUUCAAGAAAGAAGGCUUCCCGAACCCUAACACCCAACAGUGCAAAUGAUCAAACAAUGUCCACUGAACAGGGCUGAAUAACCAAGGUUGCUUGGCAUGCCGUGAUCUAGUCUCUUUCUACUCUCGCUUCGUUUCGAGGCCUGCCAUUGCGAC
Molecule: messenger RNA, 3388 nt
Organism: Phaeodactylum tricornutum CCAP 1055/1
Lineage: Eukaryota; Bacillariophyta; Bacillariophyceae; Surirellales; Neidiaceae
Exons: 1
Coding region: 1-3183 (1060 amino acids)
Source: RefSeq, a predicted model, not a curated record